AUGCUGUCCCGGACUCCCUUCUCCCCUAACCUCCUUCGCCCCCUCUCCAACCCUUCCUCCUCAUACGUCGCCUCGCGCGGUCUUCUGCGAUGCGUCAAUGUCCCGAGCAAUAGGCGCGGAUUGGCAUCGGCGACGGAACCGUAUGAUGUUGUUGUUAUCGGAGGUGGACCGGGAGGAUAUGUGGCGGCUAUCAAGGCGGCGCAGUUGGGUCUCAAGACUGCCUGCAUCGAGAAGCGAGGAGCUCUCGGUGGAACUUGCUUGAACGUCGGCUGUAUCCCCUCCAAAUCACUGCUUAACAACUCUCACAUCUACCACCAAACGACACACGACCUCGCCGCCCGCGGUAUCGACGUCGGAGAAGUCAAGCUCAAUCUUCCCAAAAUGCUCGCUGCCAAGAACGCUUCCGUCAAGGCGUUGACGGGCGGUAUCGAGGGCUUCUUGUUCAAGAAGAACGGCGUCGACUACAUCAAAGGCGAGGCGUCGUUUGCUAGCCCUACCCAGGUCAACGUCAAGUUGACCGAGGGUGGCGAGACCCAGGUGGAGGCGAAGAACGUCAUCAUUGCCACUGGAUCGGAGGUGACUCCUUUCCCGGGGAUCACGAUUGAUGAGGAGCGGAUCGUCUCGAGUACCGGUGCUCUGGACUUGAAGGAGGUGCCCAAGAAGAUGGUCGUUAUCGGCGGUGGUAUCAUCGGUCUCGAGCUCGGAUCCGUCUGGUCUCGUCUCGGCGCAGAGGUCACGGUCGUGGAGUACCUCGGCGCAGUAGGUGCGGGUAUGGACGCGGAGGUCGGCAAGCAGUUCCAGAAGAUCCUGCAGAAACAGGGCUUCAAGUUCAAGCUCAACACCAAGGUCAUCAGCGCCGAGCGGAACGGGGACACUGUCUCGCUGAAGGUGGACGCCGCUAAGGGUGGCAAGGAGGAGACCCUCGAGGCUGAUGUCGUUCUCGUUGCUAUCGGUCGCCGACCCGUCACCGCCAGCCUCGGCCUCGACAAGAUCGGCGUGGAGAUGGACAACCGCGGACGGAUCAUCAUCGACGACCAGUUCAACACUUCCGCCAAGGGCGUCAAGUGCAUCGGGGACGUCACUUUCGGUCCUAUGUUGGCUCACAAGGCCGAGGAGGAGGGUAUCGCCGCUGUCGAGAUCAUCAAACACGGUCACGGACACGUCAACUACGAUGCUAUCCCGUCAGUCGUGUACACGCACCCUGAGGUCGCUUGGGUCGGCAAGAACGAGGAGGAGCUCAAGGCUGCUGGGAUCAAGUACAAGGUCGGAAACUUCCCCUUUGCCGCCAACUCGCGAGCGAAGACGAACCAGGAUGCAGGUGGCUUCGUCAAAUUCCUCGUAGAGAAGGACACAGAUCAGGUUCUUGGAUGCCACAUCAUCGGUCCCAACGCGGGUGAAAUGAUCGCCUCGGCUGUAUUGGCGAUGGAGUAUAAGGCAUCAGCGGAGGAUAUUGCACGGACUUGCCACGCUCACCCCACAUUGUCGGAAGCAUUCAAGGAGGCCGCUAUGGCAAGUUACGACAAAGCUAUUCACGUGUAG
Messenger RNA from Dioszegia hungarica, 1539 nucleotides. RefSeq lists its product as uncharacterized. Gene Ontology annotation, cellular component: mitochondrion; oxoglutarate dehydrogenase complex. Lineage: Eukaryota; Fungi; Basidiomycota; Tremellomycetes; Tremellales; Bulleribasidiaceae. The record is from RefSeq and is a predicted model, not a curated record. The coding region runs from base 1 to 1539 and encodes 512 amino acids. Gene Ontology annotation, molecular function: dihydrolipoyl dehydrogenase (NADH) activity; flavin adenine dinucleotide binding. The transcript has 12 exons.